AUGACCCUGAUGCACUCAACACGUCACCCUCAGGACAACGCAAAUUUUAUCUCGAAAGUCAUACUUUGGUGGAUUUUCCCUCUACUGUUGAAGGGUACCCACGAUCCACUAACACACGAAGACCUUCUUGCCAUCAGGAACGUCGAAAAAUCGUGUCAGCGGACUUCCCGACUGGAAGAAAAAUGGCGGCAAGAAGUCAAAUCCGCGCGAACCUCGGCCCGGGAACCCAAACUUUGGAGGGCGAUGUCUAGAUAUUUCACCUUUCAGGAAUAUUGGUAUUUUGUUCCAUCGGGGUUGGCCUACUUCUUGGGCGACAAUAUAACUUGGUUUUCGACGAUUAGCCUGUUGCGCGAACUCGUCAGUUUCCAUGGAGACGCCUCACGUUUUGGAUGUUUUGUUUACGUCUAUGGCAUAGCGAUUGGAUCUUUGAUGAAGCUGAUUGGUCAAAAUCAUUUUCAUUUACACGGCGCUAUCCUAGGCGUGCGUGCACGAGCAGCGAUCUUAGGUUUACUGUAUAAAAAGAUUCUGCAGCUCAGUAAGUUAUCUCUGGACAGCGGUCAUGUGAUGGAAUUAGUAUGCAAUGAUUCUCAGCGAAUAAUAUUCUGCAGCGCUGAGUGGUUUAUUCCAUACGCGAUCAAACAUUCUCUGGAUAUCGCUUGUAUCAUAAUAUGGUUGCUGUUUUUCAUCGGUUGGCAAAUUAUUCCAGGUUCUGUGUUUCUAUUGGCUCUCGGUGUGACACGUGUGCUUCUUAAUAAAUUCGACUAUAAACUACGAAAGAGCGCCUCGCAAUUGUCGGACGAACGUUUGGGAGUCAUCCGGGAAACACUGACCGUGAUAGCCUCCGUGAAACUAAACUGUUGGGAUCCAAUAUACGAAGAUAAAAUACAGAAGCCUCGAUGGCAAGAGAUAAAGUACAAAGCCAAGCGGUGGAUCGUGAUGUUAACAUGCUACUCGUUUAUUUCCUGUGGACAACAUCUUGGUACGGUCAUUACCGUUCUAGUUUUGGUGCUUACAAAAAGAGCCGAUAUUCCGUACCUGAAUUUCUUUGCAAUGAUCGUGCUAUUUCGUGAACUAAGCGAGAAAAUUUGUCUGUGCUUGCCAACGUCAAUUCGCUAUAUUACCGACGUCAGAACUGCCUUAAAACGGAUGGAAGUAUUUCUGCAGCAAAAGGAUCACUUGGAUUUUGAACCAGAUAAGAAUAACCUGCUAAAAUCGAGUUUUGGCCUAAAAAAAGAAUCGACUAAGAUAAAUUUCAAAAAUGAUCCUUGCAAAGUUACUAGAAAUAGUCCUCUUGGAAAGGAACAGAAAGUGUCUCUUGAAAGUGAAGUACCAGUUACAUACAAAACCCAUGAAUCAUCAUAUCUUAGCUUACACGACGUAACCUCAAAAUUACCCCAACGAGCGUCACCUCAUUUUGUAGGAGCCAAUAGCGCAGCGAUAUUAAAUGACGUCACGCUUAAGGUAGCUACUCCCAGUUUAUUAUUAGUCUGCGGUCCGGUGGGCAGCGGGAAAUCAUCACUAUUAGCGACCAUUUUAGGCGGAGAAUUUCUAGUAACAAAAGGCUUCGUAAGAUACUCGGGAUCUCUCGCCUACGUUUCGGAAACACCUUGGGUAUUUCCCGGGACCAUCCGUGAGAAUAUAUUAUUUGGUCUACCUUACGAAGAAAACACGUAUACCGAAACAUUGCGAGCAUGUCAGUUGGAAAAAGAUUUGCAAUCAUUUCCAAAACAAGAUUUAGCUGUUAUUGGCGAACACGGGGCGACGGUGAGCGGUGGACAGCGGACACGAAUUGCUCUGGCACGCGCAGUAUACUCACAGGCCGAUAUAUAUUUACUGGAUGACCCGCUGAGCUCCUUGGAUGCAAAGGUGGCGAAAAAUGUUUUUCGGCAUUGUAUCCGUGGACUUUUGGCUAAUCGAAUAGUUCUUCUCACAACACACGACACCAAAUAUUACCACCAAGCAGAUCGUAUCGUUUACAUCAGAAACGGGAAAGUCGAGGAACUUACGCCCCAAACAUACGCUCCAUCCCCUGAUUCCAAAAUGAAAAAACUGAACGAAGAGCAUGACGAGAAAACAGUGACGUUGAGAGGCUCUGGUGAGCACGGAGGAGCGCAGACGUUGCAACCGGAGGAAGAGGAAAGAGAAACGGGAAGAGUGGCGUUUAAUGUUUACAAAGAGUAUUCCCUUUUCGGUGCGUCAGCAUCAGUCUUGGUCGUUAUCGCUUUGGUAUUCUUCUCUGGUCAAGGUUUGAUUGUUUUGGUGGACUUUAAUGCCUCGCGCUUGCCGAAGUUGGCAGAAAAUGGCGAGAAGAGUUUUAAUUAUGCACUAAUGCUCUACACACUUUAUCUGGUCGCUGGUGUUAUGUUGGUGGUUUUGGGAACACUUUUUAUCUUUCUGGUCCUAAUGAACGCUUCCUACAAAGUCCACAAUAAGAUGGUCAAGUGUCUCCUGAGCGCACCACUAUCGUUCCAUGCCGUCAAUCCGGUCGGAAGAAUUUUGAACCGGUUCUCUCAAGACAUCAACAACCUCGACGAUCUUUUACCAUUCUACAUCUUCAUGGUUUGUACCUAUGCAGGGCCAACCAUAGCAACACUGUUGCUAGCUAUCAUCACGACACCUCUUUUAAUCAUUCCAGUUCUGAUAGCAAUGCCUCUCUUCUACUUCUUCUCAAAAGUUUAUUUCACAUCGGGAACCGACAUAAAACGGCUCAUGUCGAUUGCUGGCAGUCCUAUUUAUUCCCAUUUCUCAAACACCAUGGAAGGUUUAAGAACUAUAAGAGUUUAUGGAAGACAAAAGGAAUUUACAGAUGAAGCAUUCAGACGUGUCGACGAGCACCACAGGGCAGUUCUUUGCAGUUAUGUCGCCAUUCGAUGGUUUGCAAACGUCUUCAGCAUCAUUUGCGUUACACUCGCGACAAUUGUAACGGUGAUGGUUGUGUACUUAAUAAAGGACGCGUUAACUGCAGCACUGGGUGCAGUGACUAUACUUUAUACCGUCAACACGACACAAAUGAUUGAUUAUGUUGUCAGAGUAACGGGUGACGUCAACUCACAGAUGACAUCAGCGGAACGUGUGCUUGCCUACACCAGAAUUGAGCCUGAGCGCGGGCACGAUGAGCCUGAUAUGCCUCCCGAAAAUUUGCCACGCGCGGGCGAAGUUGUGUUUAAGGACGUUUCGCUUUCGUAUCACAUCGGUGGUGUGGACUCCUUGAAGAACGUUUCGUUCAAAAUAAACUCGUCAGGGAGAAAGUCGGAAUAGCUGGAAGGACUGGGGCGGGAAAAUCAUCUGUAGUGGCCGCGCUUAUGCGGCUUGCAGAGACCCGGGGCGAGAUUAUGAUUGAUGGCUUGAAUAUUAAACAUUUCAAUACGCUUUCAACUCGCAAACAUAUUUCAGUAAUCUCGCAAACACCGACUUUAAUGAAAGGAACAGUUCGACUAAAUCUUGACCCGUUAAACCAGCACACAGAUGAAGAGAUAUGGAAUGUUUUAAAACAAGUUAAACUCGAUUCUGUUGUCACAAAUCUACCUGAGAAAUUUGAUUCAGAACUAAACAUUGGCGACACGGGUUUUAGCAUCGGCGAAAAACAGAUGUUAAAUCUCGCACGAGUUUUGCUGCAGAAUAAUAAAAUUGUGAUCUUAGACGAAGCGACAGGAAAGAUGGAUGAAAGCACGGAGGAAGAAAUUCAACAAAUAAUCUGCGAAGUGUUUAAAGACUGCACAGUUAUCAUCAUUACACAUCGACUGAAUACGAUACUGAAAUGUGACAGGGUGAUGGUAUUGGAUCAGGGUAAACUUAUGGAAUUUGACCGGCCUGGCGUGUUAUUGAACAAACCUAAUGGGCUGUUAAAACAACUGCACGAUAAUG
This is a messenger RNA of Dendronephthya gigantea, 3864 nucleotides long. RefSeq names its product multidrug resistance-associated protein 4-like. Gene Ontology annotation, molecular function: ABC-type transporter activity; ATP binding; ATP hydrolysis activity. Gene Ontology annotation, cellular component: membrane. Lineage: Eukaryota; Metazoa; Cnidaria; Anthozoa; Malacalcyonacea; Nephtheidae. The record is from RefSeq and is a predicted model, not a curated record. The coding region runs from base 1 to 3258 and encodes 1085 amino acids. Gene Ontology annotation, biological process: transmembrane transport. The transcript has 9 exons.